Molecule: messenger RNA, 1071 nt
Organism: Taeniopygia guttata (zebra finch)
Lineage: Eukaryota; Metazoa; Chordata; Aves; Passeriformes; Estrildidae
Source: RefSeq, a predicted model, not a curated record
AUGACGCUACAGAUGAUUUGCUUCAUGACUCCCCUGACGCUGAGGAGAGGUUACAUAGCUCAUGAAGUGUUGCCACAGAAACCUAAAUCAUCUGAAACUGUCAAGAGACAUGAGAAUAUGGAUUUGACCUCCAUUUACUUACCUCCUCCUACACUAUGUCUCAAGCAAUGUCACCAGAUGAUAUUAAUUGGAAUAGCUUCAGUGAAACCAAUAAAAGAGGCUGCUAUGUUCAAGGCAGCAGCCAAGCCCCAUGAAACUGCUCGCUCACUCCCCUACCAGCAGGAUCAGAGAGAGAAUCAGAAGGAUUACUGCAUGCUGCAGAAUGAACAGACAGAGCACCUCAGACCAAAAAAUAGGUUUGCCCCAUCAAAAGAGAAAUUUUACCACAGAACCAUAGUCCAGAAUAUGUUUCUAGUUGUUCUAGUUGCCACUCAAAGCUGUAAACCUCUGAAUCUGAGCCAGAAAAGCAAGGCUCCCUUUGAGUGCAUAACCAAUUGCAGAUUGAAUUAUGGAUGGUCAGAGUCCAAUAUGAUGAUGUUUAACAACUGUGAUAUGCCACCUCCUCUGGUGAAACAUGAUGUACAUAACAUUCAGGAAUACAAGGUCAAUUAUGUUUCAUUUGAUGGCCUCACUACACACAAAUUUUCUUCUGGGUGGGCUGGUUAGCCAACCAAACUUCCAAAACUAUACCAGACAAAGCCAGUCCCUGUCCCUUUCUCCUCUACAACUGAAUUUCAGAAAAAACACCAAGCUUGACUACAGUCUCUUGUAUUCAUCAGAAAACCUGAUGUAUAUCUUUCUCAUCUGGAUAAAAUGGACCUUCACACCACUAUUUGGACACAUUGGAAACACCCAAAUGAAAAGCCAGCCAAGUUGUGUCAAUCUUUGGCCCAGCUUAAUAAAAUUACUGAGCCAUUUAAUAGCUCUUCUAUAGUGAAAGAAGACUAUAAGCCUUGGCUAUGAAAUAGACUAAAACCUAUCACUCAUGCUCCAACUUUCCCAGAAAAACCAAUAGAUUCCUUGGCUGUGUUUUGGACCCAUCAAGGGCCUCAUUCUCUCACAGUUAUGUAA